AUGGGGACUACAGGUGAUGACAUGGCUUCGGUGGAGCAGAAUGCCUCCUUGAACCCUCUGUGCUUCGAGUGUGGCCAGCAGCACUGGACAAGGGAGAACCACCUCUACAACUACCAGAACGAAGUGGACGAUGACUUGGUGUGUCACAUUUGCCUUCAGCCCUUGUUGCAGCCAUUGGACACUCCCUGUGGACACACUUUCUGCUACAAGUGCCUAAGGAACUUUCUGCAGGAGAAGGAUUUCUGCCCGCUGGAUCGAAAAAGACUCCAUUUUAAACUCUGCAAAAAAUCCAGCAUUCUUGUUCAUAAACUGUUAGACAAGCUAUUUGUUCUCUGCCCCUUCUCUUCCGUGUGUCAGGAGGUCAUGCAGCGAUGUGACCUGGCGGCACAUCUCAAAAACAGGUGUCCUGGGGCUUCUCAUCGAAGGGUUGCUCUGGAGAGAAGGAAAACGAGCAAGCUGCAAGCUGAAGCAGAGGGUGAGAGCGGUCCCGGUGGGACGGAGCAGCCUAACAGUUUAUCUCCAGACGCAGAUCAGGGAAUAGUGCCAGCCGAGCAGAGCUUCACCUCGCCCGCCCUUCCUGCAUGGACAGACGAGCCCGGCAUCGACAAUCCGCCUUUUGAGGAGAACACAGUAGCAGACACAAAUCAACAGCCACCUACCUUGCCUGAAGGAGAGAUCACUACUAUUGAAAUUCAUCGGUCCAAUCCUUACAUCGAAUUAGGAAUUAGCAUAGUGGGUGGCAACGAAACACCUUUGAUCAACAUUGUCAUUCAAGAGGUUUAUCGAGAUGGGAUCAUAGCCAGAGAUGGAAGACUUCUUGCUGGAGAUCAAAUACUUCAAGUCAAUAGCUUUGACAUAAGCAACGUGUCUCACAACCACGCUCGCGCUGUGCUCUCCCAGCCUUGCUCGGUGCUGCACCUCACCGUGCUGCGAGAGAGGCGGUUCGGCAGCCGCACACACAACCACGCCGACAACACCAGCUCCUUGCGGGAAGACAGCUUUCAAGUGACGCUGCAUAAACGUGACUCCAGCGAGCAGCUUGGCAUUAAACUUGUACGCAGAACAGAUGAGCCAGGAGUUUUUAUUCUUGAUCUUUUGGAAGGGGGAUUGGCUGCUCAAGACGGCAGGCUCUGCAGCAAUGACCGUGUACUUGCAAUUAAUGGACACGACUUGAAGCACGGGACACCUGAGCUUGCUGCUCAGGUUAUACAGGCUAGUGGGGAGAGGGUGAAUUUGAUCAUCUCUAGACCCCUGAAGUCACAGACAGUCAGUAUUAUCCGAGACACCGGGACUCACAACAGCAACCCACAUCAACACCAGUCCCAGCAGCUGUUUCACAGCAGACCCAACUCACAUAAGGAUCUCUCCCAGUGUGUUACAUGCCAAGAAAAACACAUUACUGUGAAAAAAGAGCCACAUGAAUCUCUGGGAAUGACAGUGGCAGGAGGCAGAGGCAGCAAAAGUGGCGAACUGCCCAUCUUUGUGACAAGCGUACAGCCUCACGGGUGUUUGGCAAGAGACGGCAGGAUUAAACGAGGUGAUGUGCUGCUGAACAUCAACGGCAUUGAUUUGACUAACCUAAGUCACAGCGAGGCGGUGGCCAUGCUGAAAGCUAGUGCUGCCUCUUCAGUAGUCGCCCUGAAAGCGCUGGAAGUCCAGAUUGUGGAAGAGCAGCCCCAGGCUAAUGAAGAACAAUUGAGUACCAUCAGUGAAAAUGAAUACGAUGCCAGCUGGUCGCCAUCAUGGGUCAUGUGGCUGGGACUUCCAAGCUGCCUACAUAGCUGCCAUGACGUAGUACUGCGGCGGAGCAAUUUAGGGAGCUGGGGUUUCAGCAUCGUCGGUGGCUACGAGGAGAACCACACGAACCAGCCUUUCUUCAUUAAAACGAUUGUUCUCGGAACUCCCGCGUACUUUGAUGGAAGAUUAAAGUGUGGUGAUAUGAUUGUUGCUGUAAACGGACUAUCCACAGUUGGAAUGAGCCAUUCUGCACUCGUUCCCAUGCUGAAGGAGCAGAGGAACAAAGUGACUUUAACCGUGAUUUGCUGGCCUGGGAGCCUCAUAUAGAUUUUGAAUCACUUCGGUUGAAGCAGCGUCUUUUUCUAGACAGCUAGCACAAAAAACCUCCUCUAUCUUUUUUUUUUCCCUAUUGAUACAGCUGGUUAUAAACAGGGCCAAAACUGCUGUAUUUUCUUUUUUUACGGGCCUCUCAGACUUAUUCUAUAUAUCUUUCCAUCCUGAAAUAGCCAUUUCUGUUCGCUAUAUCCAUUGCUGACGCAAAUGCAAAUACACACGAGCUCUCA
Molecule: messenger RNA, 2300 nt
Organism: Charadrius vociferus (killdeer)
Lineage: Eukaryota; Metazoa; Chordata; Aves; Charadriiformes; Charadriidae
Gene: LNX2
Product: ligand of numb-protein X 2
Exons: 9
Coding region: 1-2064 (687 amino acids)
Molecular function (GO): protein binding; ubiquitin-protein transferase activity
Source: RefSeq, a predicted model, not a curated record